UCGCACGUUAGACAAGUUAGAACCGGUUUCGCAUGUGCUCGAUUCCCGCGCUACCUGAGCAGUCGCAGUCCCUCGUCUUGUGUCGUUGCGAUCUGUGCGUUUCUUGAGUUUUAACUAUAUUUAACGAUUAAUUGCUGUGUUAUUGGAUUUUAAGUUUGCAUUUUGAUUGGGUUUCGUUGAUAUGGAAAGACAAAAUAGUUGUGUUUUGUGUAGCCGCUCUGUGUUGCGGCGAAGGAAACAUAUUCUCACAGUGCACUUUCUCGGAAAGUUCCGAGAUCACGUCGAGUUAUUAUUACAGGAAAUAACACCACGUGAGAUUCCUUUUGAUGGUUCGCGGUCUAUAUGCCAUGCCUGCUGGGUGAGAUUGGAUUCCACUCUGAGAAGUCAGCAUAGGCAAAAUGAGCCACCUCAACGAGUUCAAGGCGAACAACGUCAACAAGCAGAAGAUGCUGGUGAGGAACCAAAUGAGGGUCAACAAGAUAACACCGGUUUCAUUUCUGUACAGGGAUAUUCCCGUGCUUCAAAUACAGCAAGACGUUGCCUAUUUCAAACCUGCAGAAACAUUCCUACGCAUAUAUUGCCAUUGUAUGUUAAAUUCUAUGUAUUGCAUACCAUGAAUUUUUAUAUACCACCUCUUGCUCGUGUUUGCCAUUCACAUUUGCAAAGAAAUGAUUGGGAAGAACUAACUACUCAGGGGCAAAUGCAUCAAUUUAAUGGCACUCAUGUACUUGAUAUGAUGAAUUUAUACAAAUGGGGCUUGGAACGGAGAAACCAACUUGAUUUUGAAAACAUAAAUUCAAUUGAUGAUAAUGAGCUACAUUUUUGGACAGGAAUAACAAAAAAUCAAUUUAACACUAUUCUUCAGCUAACACCAUCUCUUCAUAACAGAACUGAUAGGCCUGCUGCGACUUUAGGUAUAUACCUCACAAAAAUUAGGACUGGUGAACCGGAUGAAAGGUUAGCUACGAAAUUCCAAAUGUCCAGAAGAACGUUAGAAAGAAAAAUAAGAUUAGCAAGAGAAUGCUUAACUCAAGAUUUCGUCCCGCAUUUUCUAGGCUUAGAUCACAUAACUAGAGAAGAGGCGGUUGCUCGAAAUCUUUGUAUACCAUCUCAUAUUUUCGGAGGCGACCAGAAUACAGUCAUUUUGGUGCUUGACGGCACAUACCUAUAUGUGCAAAAGAGUUCCAAUUUUUUGUUUCAAAGAAUUACAUACAGCUUACAUAAAUUCAGGAACCUGGUAAAACCGUUCCUGAUAGUUUGCACAGAUGGCUAUAUCUUAGAUGUGUUAGGACCUUACGCAGCAACAACAUCGGAUGCAACAAUUAUGCGUACCAUAAUGGAACAUGAAGACUCGCCUUGGCAUUGGUUUUUACGGCCUAACGAUGUCUUCAUACUAGACCGCGGCUUUCGGGACUCAAUCUCCUCUAUACAAGAAUUUGGUUACAAUCCUCAGAUGCCACCAUCCAGAUCCAGAGGAGAGCAACUCACAACCGAAGAAGCAAACAAGUCUAGACUCAUAACAAUGACCCGGUGGGUUGUCGAGACAAUGAACAGUCGUUUCAAAAAAGAUUUUAAGAUUUUUCGACACACCUAUUUCAAUGUUUCUUUGCCUAACAUGAUGGUGGAUUUCCGAAUUACUGCAGCGCUCAUCAAUGCUACUCGGCGACCAUACGAGGAUAGCAUUUUCGCCGAGCAAUUCAUUAAUAUAAUUAAUGAAAAUAUUAAUAGAAGGAACGAGCUGGCGGAAUAUGUGCGUGAGCACAAUUUAAAUAUGCAAAGGGUAGCUUUCACUCCAAUUGAUGCCAGUGAUGCAGCGUUCGAUUUCCCACAAUUGUCGUACGAUGAUUUGACACUAUUUACGCUGGGCAGCUAUCACCUCAGGAUCGCCAGAUCAUAUGUCCAUGAGCAGUUACGACCAAAUGGCCUAUAUAUCGUCGAACUCUACCGGCACCAAGAAUCGGUAAAUAACAGAACAUUGAUACGCGGUAGAAUUCAGUCCCGACACAUCAGGAGUAAAAAAUAUUACACCUACAUAUUGGUAAACCCCACAACAGAGGGCAGAGAGAGUAUAGAAGAUUAUUACUGUUCUUGUAUCCACGGCCGCCGAACUAUCGGAUGCUGCGCACAUAUAGCCAGCAUGGUGUAUUUUUUGUCAUGGGCCAGACACCAAGAACAAAUAGAUACGCCAGCAAGGUUCUUGGACGACACUAUCGUUCCUGUUGACAUUGAUCAUGUUGAAUAAAAAUGAUAUAAUUCUA
Messenger RNA from Melitaea cinxia (Glanville fritillary), 2258 nucleotides. RefSeq lists its product as uncharacterized. The coding region runs from base 182 to 2242 and encodes 686 amino acids. Lineage: Eukaryota; Metazoa; Arthropoda; Insecta; Lepidoptera; Nymphalidae. Gene Ontology annotation, molecular function: zinc ion binding. The record is from RefSeq and is a predicted model, not a curated record. The transcript is spliced from 2 exons.